Diabrotica virgifera virgifera (western corn rootworm) is the source of this 5727-nucleotide messenger RNA. Its product is annotated as zinc finger protein 83-like. NCBI's taxonomy places the organism in Eukaryota, Metazoa, Arthropoda, Insecta, Coleoptera, Chrysomelidae. The record is from RefSeq and is a predicted model, not a curated record. The coding region runs from base 530 to 2584 and encodes 684 amino acids. Gene Ontology annotation, cellular component: nucleus. Gene Ontology annotation, biological process: regulation of transcription by RNA polymerase II. Gene Ontology annotation, molecular function: DNA-binding transcription activator activity, RNA polymerase II-specific; RNA polymerase II cis-regulatory region sequence-specific DNA binding. The transcript has 8 exons.
CCUUUGAAAUCGUAAAUUUCCAUUCCCAUUAAAAAAUAAUUUGUACUGUAUAAGUAUAUUUCUUUUGAGCUUCAUUUUUUUUUUCAAAAUACUGCAACAUGAGCUUUAAAUUAUGACACAGUACAAUACUUGUUUCAAUAUUUACAUGUAAAUAAAAUAAUCCUAAUUACUUGUAAAAGUAAGGUUAUAAAUUUAAGAAUACAGAACUCUCUUUUAAAACCAAAGUGGCAUUAGACUAAUUUUAAAAUUCCCGCUAAAAGGAAAAAGGUAAAUCUGGCAACAGUGCCGUCGUUUGCUGGACAUUUUAAUCUCUCCCCUACGCCCUACCAUAGCCACCUUUACUUUGCCCUACCCAACCUGUUUGUUUGUGUAUUUGUGUUCUGUGUUCUGUUCCUGUUCGUUGGUCGUCACAUAGCCGUAGUGAAAUAAUUGAUUUAUUUGAUUUACAUCUUUAAUUUACAAUUUACUUACAUAUUUCAAAAACAAAGAAAAUGGGAUGUAGAUUAACUAUUAACUAAAAGGACCAUGUAUGAAGACCAGUAAAUAUUAUUUGUACAAUUAUAAAGAAAAAAAUACAGUAAUUCACAAAAAUAGAAUGGACAGAAAAGAAGAAAAUGAAGAUACAGUAACAAAAAUCAAGUUUGAGAAUAGUAUUUUUGUCAAACCUGAAUUCAUAAAAAACGAACCUGCUCCAGUUGAUCAAAAUACUCCUAGUGAAGACUGUGGACAUGGAGGUUCUAAUAUUAAUUUGGACCAAAUUAAAACAGAAUUAUCAGUUGAAGAUAAUAUGGCAUUUGAACAGAAGGGAGGUGACUUAGGAUUCCAGUAUUUUAAUAGUGAUGUUGAUAAUAUAAAACUAGAGUAUACUGCUAAAGGAAGUCAAAGCAGUGAACAUGUUGAUGAUGCACUUUUAGAUAGCUUGAAAACUGAAAUUAAAGAGGAGCCUGAUAGAGAAAGUACCCAAGAUACGUUUGAUGACUCAGACUUAAAUGAAUACUCGUUAAAAAUUGAAAUAGAAGAAAAUGAAACUAAAUUUAUGCCAUAUGAAGAAAAACAAAUGAACGAAAAAGACUUUCUCCAAGAGAAGAAGAGUUUGGAAAUUAUGAACACAGUAGAAGUACAUUCAUCUAAUAAAGAACAACACACUACUCAUACUGCUGAAGAAAAUUCAUUAAAAUGUGAAACUUGUGAUUUUCCCCAAGAGAAGGAGAGUUUGGGAAUUAUGAACACAGUAGAAGUACAUUCAUCUGAUAAAGAACAACACACUACUCAUACUGCAGAAGAAAAUUCAUUAAAAUGUGAAACUUGUGAUUUUCCCCAAGAGAAGGAGAGUUUGGGAAUUAUGAACACAGUAGAAGUACAUUCAUCUGAUAAAGAACAACACACUACUCAUACUGCAGAAGAAAAUUCAUUAAAAUGUGAAACUUGUGAUUUUCACCAAGAGAAGGAGAGUUUGGGAAUUAUGAACACCGUAGAACUACAUUCAUCUGAUAAAGAACUACACCCUACUCAUACUGCAGAAGAAAAUUCAUUAAAAUGUGAAACUUGUGAUUUUCCCCAAGAGAAGGAGAGUUUGGGAAUUAUGAACACAGUAGAAGUACAUUCAUCUGAUAAAGAACAACACACUACUCAUACUGCCGAAGAAAAUUCAUUAAAAUGUGAAACUUGUGGUAAGCAGUUUGAUAGAAAAAAUAAUUUAAAUCGACAUAUGAGAAUUCAUACUGGGGAAAAACCUUACGAGUGUGACAUUUGUCUUAAGCGGUUUUCUCAUAAAAAUAAUUUGAAAACUCAUUCAAGAGUACACACUGGAGAAACGCCUUACAAGUGUGAAAUUUGUUUUAAGCAGUUUAACCAAACUAGUAAUUUGAAAAAUCAUUUGAGAGUGCACACUGGAGAAACGCCUUACAAAUGUGACAUUUGUUUUAAGCGGUUUUCUCAGGAACGUCAUUUGAAAACGCAUUUGAGAGUGCACACUGGAGAAAAAAUGUACAAGUGUGAAAUAUGUUUUAAGCAAUUUACUCAAGCGGGAAUUUUGAAAACACAUUCCAUAAUACACACUGGCGAAAAACCUUAUAAGUGUGAAAUAUGUUUUAAGCAGUUUUCUUAUGUACAAAAUAUAAAACAACAUAUGCUAAUACACACGGAAGAAAAGCCAUACAAGUGUGAAAUUUGUUUUAAACCGUUUAGCGCAUCACACCAUUUAAAAAAUCAUAUUAUAAGAAUGCACACUGGACAAAAACUUCACAAGUGUGAAAUUUGUUUUAUGCAAUUUUAUGUGGCAAGCUCUUUGAAACAACAUAUGAGAAUGCACUCUGGAGAUAAUGAUUAUAAGUGUGCAAUUUGUUUUAAACCGUUUAACACAUCACACCAUUUGAAAAAUCAUAUAAGAACCCACACCGGAGAAAAACCUCACAAGUGUGGAAUUUGUUUUAAACAAUUUUCUGAGAAAUCUAAUUUGAAAAAACAUUCGAGAGUACACACUGGAGAAAAGCCAUUCAAUUGUGAAAUUUGUUUUAAACAAUUUAGUGCGUCAGGAAGUUUAAAGGUUCAUUAUUUAAGGAUACACUCUGAAGAAAAGCGGUAAAAAUGUGAAAUCUGUUUAAGCAGUCUAUUUCAGCAACUACAAAAAGGUCAAAUCAACUGAAGGGCAGUGGUUCGAUAAAGAGUAUCGUAGCAUAACAGAGAGAAAAAAUAAUGUAUAUCAACGAUUACAACAACGACAGAACACGACAGGCACAUGAGGAAUAUAGAAUGUUCAGGAGGGAAGAGAAGAAAUUACAUCGCAGAAAGAAAAGAGAACACAUAGAAAAAGAACUCCAAGAAAUGGAAGAAUUAAAUAAACCAACAGAAACCAGAAAAUUCUUCCAAAAACUUAACAAAAGCAGAAAAGAAUUUAAACCAAGAAAGAUGAUGCGCAGAGACAAAGAAGGAGACAUAGUAACUCAACAGAGUGAAAUACUACAAAGAUGGAUAGAAUUCACGAGGAAACAAUUUUCCUGUUGUUGUAUGUAUACCAUUACAAAAACAUAAAAUCCUUUAUAAAAGUUAUAUUUGUUAAAAUCCCUAUACAGGUGCGGGAGCACGCCAAAUAGAAUUCUAUUUUAGUGACGUCACGUUGUCUAGCAACCGUCGAUUCUCCCAUUAUGAAAUUCUAUUUUGUGACGUCAGCAAAAUAGAAUUCUAUUUGGCGUGCUCUGGGCCCAGGACUACAUCAAAGACAUAACUAGUUUUCAAUCGGUUGACCGAUCAUCAUCAGUGUAAUCCGCUAUCAAAAUCACUUGCUUCCAUACAGCCAUGAUGUGAACUAUUCAAAUUGAGCUCAUUGGUACAUCGAGCGUGAAACAUUGGAUAUUUUAUACAUCCAUGUUCAAAACCACAUCUUUUUCAUAUGUUCCUAUGACGGAUUAAUUAUAAAGGGUUUAUACCCAAAUAUUUUUUACUUUGGUGGUUAGCAUGUUAGAUUCUGAGAUUACACUGAUGAUGAUCGGUCAACCGAUUGAAAACUAGUUGUCUUUAAUGUAGCCCUGUAUAGGGAUUUUAACAAAUAUACCUUUUAUAAAGGAUUUUAUGUUUAUGGAUAGAAUCCUUCAAAGAAAAGUUUGAAAAAAACGGAGAUCCACUCUACGAUGGAAUUAUACUGGAUCAAACGGAUACCAGAGAAACAACCCCCCUUCAGUAGCUGAAAUGCAAAAAGAAGUUACCAGACUGAAAAACAAUAAGUCACCUGGAUUAGGCAACAUUAGCGCAGAAAUAAUAAAGGAAUGCGAUACACGAACUAAUAGUUAACAUAUGGAAUAAUAAACAACUGCCACAAGACUGGAAUACCGGAGUAAUUAUUCCACUACAUAAAAAGGGAGAUCAGCUUCAAUGUAAAAACUACCGGGCAAUAACACUACUGAAUGUGGCAUAUAAAAUACUAUCAAAUAUUGUGUAUGAGCGAUUGAGACCAUAUGCGGAACAAAUAGUUGGGGGAUAUCAAUGCAGGCAGAAGUCCACAAUAGAUGAGAUCUUCGUCUUGAGGCAAAUCUUGGAAAAUACUAGUAAAUUUAAUAUAGACACACAUCAUCUCUUCAUUGAUUUUGAGAGUGCCUAUGAUAGUAUCCAUCGAGAAUUUCUGAUCCACUGCCUGAAAGAGUUUAAUAUUCCAAAUCGACUCAUUGAUAUAGUAAAAGAAACAAAGUAAAAUUCGAAUUCAAAAUGCACUAACAGAUACAAUCCAUGUUAAAACGGGCCUACGACACACAGUGGUUCCAAAUGCCGAAAACGUGGUCAUGAACCUUUAAAAGCGUAUAUCGUUUAUACACUUCGGAAUUACUUUCGUACUCAAAGGUUUUUGGCAUCGCUGAUUACGAAUCUGAAAUUAUUUUUUCUGAAAAACAAAAUGGCGGAUCCAACAUGGCGGAAAGAAAUUGAAAAUAUCAAUCACAGCGCAAAUUUUUUUGAUAAAUUUUGUAGUUUAAUGUCGCUGAUAUUACAGAUAUAACAUUAUUUCUUUUUAAAACAAAAUGGCGGAUUCAAUAUGACAAAAAGAAAUUCGAAAAUUUUAUGUUAAACGCAUAUUUGUUUAAAAUUUUAUAUUAUAAGGGACUUUUGAAAUUACUGAUUACCAAUACAUUUUCUUUAUAAAGUACAAUAUUCAAAACCUAUUACUUAUGUACAACCACCCAUACAUACUCAACAAUCGCCAGAAUCAUGUAAUAUGCGUCAUUUCCUACUUUUGUAUUCAAACAACUGCCAGCAGUGCAUAGACAGUUAUAGACAGAUAAAGCAAAGUGAUUCGGUAUCUUGGUACUAUAUACAUAUUUUAAGAUCAAUAAACACUAAAAUUUUGAUUAUUUCAGGUAUAUUUUUACUAUUUAUGCAUUAACAAAUUAAAGGCAUUUAUUGUUACUAAAUCUUAAGUUAACUUACAUCAUACAUUACUACAUACUUAAAAAAAGAAGAAUCUGCUUUACAGCAAUAAAAUUGAUAAACUAAAAAACGUUUUACAGCGUGUUGAAUAUACACGUUUUUUUCACUUUCUCUGCCGGCCAAAAUAAUCUUGGACAUGGUUCACUUGUUCCUAAGCUAUGAACCAGAAUACAUCCAGUUUGAUCCUUAUAGCUGCGUAUUACGACUCUACGAUAGUAUGAGAAAACAACUGUAAACAUGAAAAUCCCUAAAUAAGGACGUUUUAUUUUAGCUCAUGACCACGUUUUCAGCAUUUGGAACCACUGUGCGACAGGGAGAUGCCCUCUCCUGUAUUCUAUUGAACAUCACAUUAGAGAAAAUAAUUAGAGUCAAAAGUCAACACCAGAGGGACAAUAAUAACAAAAAGUGUACAAAUAUUGGCAUUUGCAGAUGAUGUUGAUAUCAUAGCUAGAAGCGAAAGAAAAAUGAUAGAUGCAUUUAAUGCGAUAGAAAUAGCGAUAAAAAACAGUGGCCUAAAUAUUAAUUAAAUAAAAACCAAAUACAUGAAGGCCAGGAAAUCGACAGGCCAAAGAAACCUACAGAAUCUGACAAUAGGAGUUCACUAGUUACCGCAGAUAACAAUGUCAGCGAAGAAGUUAAGAGAAGAAUACACAUUGCUAAUAAAACAUAUAAUGGACUAAUUAAACAUCUAAGAUCUAACAUCACGAGAAAAACCAAUGUAGAAAUAUUCUACAAAAGUUAUGCGGUACCACAUGGGGUUGUAAUUGUAAUUGUAAUAUGUAUUGUAAUUGAAAGGAAUUUCGAAAUAACCGACCG